Lycium barbarum (goji berry) is the source of this 695-nucleotide messenger RNA. Its product is annotated as ferredoxin. Gene Ontology annotation, biological process: electron transport chain. The transcript has a single exon. Lineage: Eukaryota; Viridiplantae; Streptophyta; Magnoliopsida; Solanales; Solanaceae. Gene Ontology annotation, cellular component: chloroplast. Gene Ontology annotation, molecular function: electron transfer activity; 2 iron, 2 sulfur cluster binding. The record is from RefSeq and is a predicted model, not a curated record. Bases 87 to 521 code for a protein of 144 amino acids.
UAUCCUCAUAUCUCAAGUGGGAGCAUAUAUCAAGUGAGAGCAAACCAAAGUAAAGCAAAGAAAAGAAUUGUUUCUAACUUUGAGAAAUGGCUAGUAUUUCAGGUACCAUGGUUAGCACUUCUUUCCUCCCAAGAAAGCCAGUUGUGACUAGCCUGAAAGCCAUACCAAAUGUUGGACAAGCUCUCUUUGGGCUUAAAUCUGGUAGAAAUGGUAGGAUUACUUGCAUGGCUACAUACAAAGUGAAGCUUGUUACACCAGAUGGCCCAGUUGAGUUUGAUUGUCCAGAUGAUGUGUACAUUCUUGACCAAGCUGAGGAAGAAGGACAUGAGCUUCCUUACUCAUGCAGGGCUGGUUCUUGCUCAUCUUGUGCUGGAAAAGUAUCUGCUGGAACUGUUGAUCAGUCUGAUGGAAACUUCCUUGAUGAUGACCAAAUUGCUGAUGGAUUUGUGCUCACCUGUGUUGCUUACCCACAGUCCGAUGUAACCAUUGAGACUCACAAGGAGGAAGCACUCACUGGCUAAGUUCUACAUUUGUUCACCUAUCCAUCACUACCAAAAUAAAAAAUAAAAAGAACACUUCAUUUGUUUGAUGAGCAUUUACUUUUGAUAUGUAACUUUUUUUGUUUUCCCUCUUUUGUUCUCAUAAAAGAUGCUAUGUAUGUCUUUUAAGUCAAUGACUUGUGCUUAGUAUAUCAA